AUGAGAAGUGGUUCUACUCGUACACCAUCAACCGUAUCGACUGCAUCAACAGCCUCAACAGCAUCAACCGCAUCAACAGCCUCAACAGCAUCAACAGCAUCAACACCCUCAACAGCCUCGACAACAUCAACAGCAUCAACCGCAUCGACAGCUUCGACAACAUCGACAGCACCGACAGCACCGACAACAUCGACAACAACGACAACACCUGCAACAACGACAGCACCGACAACAACGACAACACCUGCAACAACGACAGCACCGACAACAACGACAGCACCGACAACAACAGCAAGUUUGAGUGGAAUCUAUUGGAAUGCAACUCGUACUCAAUAUUGGGGUACUGGUUCAUCAUCUGGUUUAAUAACUGGUAGUUUGAAUCAAACAUCUAUGCCAACUGGCUUAUAUAUAGACUCAAAUAAUAACCUAUAUAUUGGUGAUAGUGGCAACGAUCGCGUUAUAAUGCAAUCUCUUAGUAUUACUACUAAUGCUCCUGGUGGUAUUAUUGCAGCCGGCAGCACUAAUAUAAGCGGAAACUCCUCAUUCUCGAAUUUAUUUUCUACGGGCGUGCGUUAUUUAUUUGUCGAUUCAAGUCAAAACCUUUAUGUGGCUGAUGCUUUCAAUAAUCGUGUUAUGCGUUGGGCAAGUGGUGCUUCCAGUGGUCUGAUGGUGGCUGGAGAUGGAACUUUUGGUUCCACACUAAAUCAAGUAUAUAGUCCAUAUGGUAUAUGGGUAGACUCAAGUUUAAAUAUAUUUGUUGCAGAAUAUCAACUGCAUCGUGUAACGAAAUGGGCUCCAGGUGCAACGGCUGGAAUUAUUGUUGCUGGCAUUUCGAAUUCCGCAGGUAAUACAACGAACAAACUGGCGUACCCCGCUGGUCUGUAUUAUGAUGAAGCAAAUCAAGAUUUAUAUAUUGCCAACUCCGCUACAUCGACUUCUACAGUAAUGAAAUGGCAUAUUGGUGAUUUAAAUGGUACAGUCGUAGCAGGUGUUGCCGGAGCUUAUGGAAAUACAGCAACACAAUUAAAGUCACCAAUGGGAAUAACACUAGAUCAAUGGAAUAAUUUAUACGUGGCUGAUCGAUCAAAUAGUCGAGUUCAACUAAUUUGUAAUGGCACUACAACAGGUAUUACUAUUGCAGGAAGUGGUGCUAGUGGAUCUUCUGUAACUACUAUCAGUGCGCCAUAUGAUGUCAAAUUAGACUCCCAACUUAAUUUAUAUGUCUCUGACAAUAGUGGAAGUCGAAUUUCAAAAUUUCGUAAAUAUUAA
Molecule: messenger RNA, 1269 nt
Organism: Adineta steineri
Lineage: Eukaryota; Metazoa; Rotifera; Eurotatoria; Adinetida; Adinetidae
Source: the annotation of a GenBank genome assembly